AAAAAUAUAUGGUGGGAAUCAGGAACUUGCUUUUUCUUUUAGAAUCUGCACUUGACUAUAGAUUUGGCAUUUCAGAAAAGCCAUAAAAGCCAUAAAAGGACAUACUGCUGCCUGGACUCUUUAAGGAAAUCCCAUUUUCCAGCCCCUUGUAGCCUUGUAGACGGGACCCUUCAAGGUCUUUGGAGGCUAAGUUGGUGGGUAUGACAAUGAGGUUCUAUGAAUUCAGUCUAGGGAUGUUUCCGCGGCUCUAACGCGGAGUGGGAGUCAGCCAUUGACUGGUUCUAAUGGGGAAAGGACAGUGAAGUUGCAACUGUUGAAUGUUGGGUGGGAACAGUAGGUCAAAUGUGGCAUCUGACAAAGCAGAUGGUAGGAAGAAUUUUGGGACAAAAUGGCCUUUUUUUUUGGCAAAUAAUAUUAAAUACGAGUAAACAUUUGUUUGUUAGCCCUUUGUGGUCAUGCAGAUGCCAUGGUGGUAUUUUUUUUCUUCUUUAAAGUAAAAUAUUUUCAAAAUGCGGUUUCAUAAGGGACUGAAACUUCUAAAUUCGGUUUUUGAAUUGGAAUUGAUGUUGGUUCUUGUAAAUGUACUUUUAGCUUAAUUAAAAUAAAAAGUGAAAAACAUCAGGUGGCUCCACAUGACAUCAAGAGGACUAUUUUGAUAAUAAGCUUGAAAGGAUUCCUAUAUAUAAUAAUUUUUUUUGUCAUAAACAUCAUUUUGGUUCCACACUCUUAAGUAGGAAAGCAAGAUAAGGCAACUGAUAGAUUAAAUCACAAUUUUUAAGUGGGAUUUUGGACCAAAAAUCUCAGCUUAAGAAUGGAAAAUUUUGUAAUUUGGGGUUUCAAUAUCAUAAGACUUGCAGCAGAUUUGGUAAUUUAGACAGAUAAAUUCUCAAUUUUGGGUUGGGGAAAGAGUUUAGUUUGGACUCAUUUCUAUGUAGUUUUUAUCUAUCUAUAAUGGAAGAGAAUAUAACAGAUAUACCCAAUGUGUACCAACUAUUCUACAAGAAUAACCAAUAUAUAUUAGAUAUAAUGGGCCCACAAGAAGGGAUUUUACCCUCUGAUUUGUGAUCAUAGGAUAGGAGGAACAAACCACCAUAGAUCAGUGAGUGCCUUCCUAUGCUAAUUUUCUUCACCCCACAAAAAUAUUCAAGUCUUCUAAGUCUUCUAAGUCUUCUAUGUAUUGAAGCUUCUUCUCACCUUCCUCAUGGAAAUAGAUAUAUCAAAAAGGAAAAAUAAAAUAGGAAAAAAGGAGAUGGAGGAGGAGGGAGGGAGAGAGGGAGGGGGGUUUUAGAAUUGUUGCAGAGCAAAAAUGGCAGAUGGUGCUGUGAACUUCUUACUAGAGAAACUAACAACCAUCCUAGUGCAAAAAGCCUCAUUACUGGGAGAAGCACAAGGUGAAAUUGAUGAGAUUAAGCUUGAAUUAGAGAGCAUGAGAUCCUUCUUAAGAGAUGCAGAGAGAAGAAAGGAAAGGAGUGAAUCAGUGGAAACAUGGGUCAGGCAAGUGAGGGAAGUUGCAUAUGAAAUUGAGGAUAUCGUUGAUGAGUUCCUACAUCACAAAGAAAGGUGUUGGCAUGGGGAUGGGCUCAAGGGUUUUGUCCAAGGUGUUGUCAACCUGCCCAAGGACAUGACUGCAAGGCACCAAAUCUCUUCAAAGCUGCAGAAGCUUAAGGCAAAGGUUCAUGAAGUUUCAGAGAGAAGCAAGAGGUAUGGUUUUGAUGAGAUCAAUGAAGGAAGAAGACUAGGUGCAGCCUGUGACAGGUGGGGAGAAUUACCCAUCUUUGCUGAUGAAGAUGAGUUAGUAGGGAUGGAAGAAAACACACAGAAAAUGCUUGAAUGGUUGGAAGAAGAUGAACCACACAGGACCAUUUUCUCCAUUGUGGGAAUGGGUGGUUUAGGCAAGACUACUCUGGUCACUAAAGUCUACGAAAAGGUUAAGCGAGACUUUGACUGUUGGGCAUGGAUAUCAGUUUCCCAAACAAAUGGAAGUGGGGAGCUAUUAAGAAGCAUGAUCAAAGAGUUUCUUGAGAUCAAGCAAGUGAUGGUUCCAAGCAACUUGGGGUCAAUGAACUACAUGCGGCUUGUGCGAAUGCUCAUAGACUAUUUGCAUCCAAAAAGGUAUGUUGUCGUCUUAGAUGAUGUAUGGAGCAUAGAUCUUUGGAGUCAAAUCAGAGGUGUCUUCCCUAAUAAUAGAAAUGGAAGCAGAAUUAUCCUCACAACAAGGAAUGAGAAUGUAGCUGCCUCUGUAGGAAUUGGAAACCAAAUUCAUCGCCUUCAGCCCCUCCAAGAUACUGAUGCUUGGGCUCUCUUCUGCAAGAAGGCCUUUUGGAAUGACCUGGGUCGCAGUUGUCCCAAAGAACUGGAACCAUUAGCUCGUGCCAUCAUGAAGAAAUGCGAAGGCCUGCCGCUUGCGAUAGUGGCUGUUGGAGGCCUCAUGUGCUCCAGAAACAAGACAGUUGCGGAAUGGAAGAAGGUUUAUGAAAGCAUCAACUGGCAACUGAGCCACAAUCCCAUGCUUGAACAAGUGAAGAGCAUAUUGUUGUUGAGUUUCAAUGAUUUACCCUUCUACCUAAAGCACUGUUUCUUAUACUGCUGCAUUUUCCCUGAUGGUUAUCCAAUCAAGAGGAAGAAGCUGAUCAGGCUUUGGGUGGCAGAAGGGUUCAUCACAGAAAGAAAAGGUAUGACAAUGGAGGAGAUAGCAGAGGAGUACCUUACAGAGCUGAUUUUUCGAAGCAUGGUCCAAGUUACAGAGACUAAUGAUGAAGGAAGGGUGAAGACAUGCCGAGUACACGACCUCAUGCGUGAACUGGCCAUGACAACAUCUGAGAAGGAGGAUUUCUGCACUGCAUCUGAUGGCAGAGAAACAAGACUAGAAAGGAAGAUCCACCGGUUAUCAGUCUACAACAGAGGUGAAAACAUCAGGUUGAGCGGGAGAAUGUCACGUGGACUCCGCUCUUUCUUCGUCUUUGAGACUGAUGUCUCCUCCCCAUUCUCCCUGAAUGAAGUGUUGGCCAAAUUCAAACUACUGAGGGUCCUUGAUUUGCAGGGAGUUUCCAUUGAAACUGUGCCAAGCUCACUGCUUGGCCUAUUCAAUUUGAGGUACUUAAACCUGAGGGAGACAAAGGUGAGGGAGCUUCCUAAGCCUUUGGAAAGGCUCAAGAAUCUACAGACCUUGGAUGUCCGGAACACCAACAUGGAGAGGCUUCCCAAUGGAGUAUCAAAGCUACUGAAACUACGACAUCUGUACAUGUAUCACAACAAUGAAGGGAGUUCCAGAACUCCCAGCCUUCUCAGAAGCAUGCAGGCUCCUGCAGGAAUAUGGAAUGCCCGGAGCUUGCAGACACUAGUAUGCAUCGAGGCAGAGGAGCAGCUUAUCAAGCAAAUCCAGAACCUGACUGAACUCAGAAGGUUGGAGAUCACUAAUUUGAGAGCAGUUGAUGGGCCAAGACUCUGCGCUUCAGUUCAGAAGAUGACAAGCCUUAUCCGGCUAGGUGUAAUGGCAGCCGAUGGGGAAGAGCUUCAGCUGGCAGCUCUGUCUCUGCCCCCAUUGGUUCUUCAAAAGCUAACACUGGUGGGACGACUAGAUGGCCUACCUCACUGGCUUGGAUCACUGGCAAACCUCACUCACUUGCAUCUGGGCUUGUCUCACCUGCAACAAGAAAUAAUUUCUUCUCUCAAUGCUCUGUACAACCUGGUUUUCCUUCAGCUCAAGAAGGCUUAUGAUGGGGAGGUCCUGGACUUCAGGAUCGGAUGGUUUCCCAGGCUCAACAAACUGAAUUUGCUGGAGCUCAGGCGAUUGGAUAGUGUAAGAGUAGAGGAGGGUGCACUGCCAAGCAUCCAGGAGCUGUAUCUGAUUCGAUGCCCGGCCUUGAAGGUACUUCCUGAGGGGAUUGAAUAUCUUACUGGUCUUCAGAAGUUGCACUUGGAGGAAAUGCCAGAAGAGUUUGUACGAAGGCUGAGAAGUGAUAUUAGUGAAGAUCAAUCAAAGGUUCAACACAUUCCUACAAUCAAUCAUGUAUUUAUGGAAGAUCAAAGUUGGGUAAUUGAGACACUUUAAUGGUUUAA
Messenger RNA from Vitis vinifera (wine grape), 4059 nucleotides. RefSeq names its product disease resistance protein RPM1. Gene Ontology annotation, molecular function: ADP binding. The record is from RefSeq and is a predicted model, not a curated record. Lineage: Eukaryota; Viridiplantae; Streptophyta; Magnoliopsida; Vitales; Vitaceae. Gene Ontology annotation, biological process: defense response to other organism. The coding region runs from base 1307 to 4051 and encodes 914 amino acids. The transcript has a single exon.